Bicyclus anynana (squinting bush brown) is the source of this 1202-nucleotide messenger RNA. RefSeq lists its product as uncharacterized. The transcript has 12 exons. Bases 185 to 1168 code for a protein of 327 amino acids. Lineage: Eukaryota; Metazoa; Arthropoda; Insecta; Lepidoptera; Nymphalidae. The record is from RefSeq and is a predicted model, not a curated record.
UUGGUGAAAUCUCGCCUGUGAGAAAAUAAAAUGGCGUUUUAGAAAUAUGAAAUAUGUAUUGUUCAGUGGUGUUCGUCUUGAUAGUGUUUAAAAAUUAAGAUUAUCUUUAAUGAAAAAUAAGUGAAAUCAAAUUUAAUAAAUAUAUUUACAAAAUAAAAUCGAUUGUUGCCAUCAAAACUAAAUCAUGUCAGAUGACGAUCAAUCUUCAGAAUCUGGAACUACGUUGGGGGCCGUUCAAGUAUUAACAGAAUAUAAAGAUGGCCAAUUACAAAUUGUGGAUAUGCCGCCUGCAAAAAGAAGUAAAUUAUCAGACACCAUCCUACCAGACGGAGGGGACACGAGCAGCGAUGAAGCCUUCAAAUAUGUGCAGGUGCUGGACUCGGACAAGAAUGUAGUCGUUGACUUGCUCAACUUGACGUUGGUUAAAUGUGACGAUGGACAGGAGUCGUACCGGCUGGUGACUCAGGAGGAGGCGGAGAGCGGUGGGGAGGGGGAGGAGACCGUCACCUGCGUGCUCUCCAACGAUGAUGGAGACGAGCACGAGAACAACUCGUACGUGGUGAUAGACGGCAACGAAGGGCCCGUCGUGUUCCUACAGUCGAGUCUGCCGCAGUCCAAAACACCACCCGAACCAGAAAAACCCAAAGAGCAAACAGCACUGACGCCGGUGGAAAUAUUGGAAAGAGCUAAAUCAUUACAAAAAGCAAAGGCGCUAAUGUCGCUCCACACGACGCCGACGCGCGGGCGGCGCCGCAAGACGCAGCUGCCGCCGCCGCACGAGCUGCUCGCGUCGCCGCACUUCCGCCUGUACCUGUACUCGUGCAAGCUGUGCAGCUUCAAGUGCAACGCCAUCAAGGAGCUCACCGCGCACAAGGCGGCCGAGCACGCGGGCGGCGCGGGCAAGUGGCGCGCGGGCUGCCGCGCCUCCACCAUCAUGCUGCAGUGCGCGCGCUGCCCCUUUCGCGGGAACACGCACUCGCAGCUAAUGAAACACGUGAAAGACAAACAUUUAGAAGUGACCACAGUGAGCACAAGUAAAGGACUGCUGGAGAGCCCGGAGGUGAGCGAGGCGGACGUGCUGGUGUGCGGCGCGUGCGGGUUCGAGUCCUCGCUGAGGCACGAGUUCAAGCUGCACAUCGAGGAGGAGCACGGAGUUAGUGCGUGCUAGCGGGCGCACGGCCUAUAUACUGACUGACUCACUC